UUGUAAGAGCGGCUCAGUACGCCUGCACCUUGCUGGGCUACACUCUGCAGAGGGGCGGCACAGCAGCUGACCUUCGAACGACCAUUAGUCAGCUGGAAGGUCACAUGAGCCUGACAAGGAAAUUGUUGCGCCUGGGGAACUCUGUGGAGGCGCUGGAGUCAGCCAAGCGGACCAUCCACCUGUCUGAUGGCGUGCUGAGGCUGUGUCUCACCAUCAGCCACCUCAACAGAGCCAUGUACUUUGCCUGUGACAACGUGCUGUGGGCUGGAAAAACUGGCCUGCUCUCCAGUUUGGACCAGCACAAAUGGUCUCAGAGAUCUUUCAGGUACUACCUGUUUGUUCUGAUCCUCAACCUGACUCGCGAUGUCUACGAGCUCCGCCUCCUCAUGGAGUCAGAGGCGCGGUCCCGGGCUGCAAAGUCAUCGUGUCCUGUCAUCGCCCUGCCUGAAGAGAACUUGUCUUUGCCAUCCUCACCUGCUGGUCCACCAGCUGUGUCCGUGUGGUUCCACAGACAGCUCCACCUUGUGGCCACAGUGCUGUACAACAACCCGCCGCUGCUGUUGGACCUGUUGAAGAACAGCUGCGACAUCUUCAUCCCUCUGGACCGGUUGGGGAUUUACCCCACAGGUUCUGGUUUUGUUGGGGCCUGUGGCCUGGUGUCCUCCAUCCUGUCCAUCGUCACCAUCGCCCACCCCUGGCUCAAACUCAAACCAUGAGCCCUCCGAGGGAACGCCCCCC
This is a messenger RNA of Thalassophryne amazonica, 738 nucleotides long. It is a transcript of the gene pex11b, whose product is annotated as peroxisomal biogenesis factor 11 beta. Gene Ontology annotation, cellular component: peroxisomal membrane. The record is from RefSeq and is a predicted model, not a curated record. Gene Ontology annotation, biological process: peroxisome fission; regulation of peroxisome size. The coding region runs from base 105 to 716 and encodes 203 amino acids. The transcript is spliced from 5 exons. NCBI's taxonomy places the organism in Eukaryota, Metazoa, Chordata, Actinopteri, Batrachoidiformes, Batrachoididae.